UCAUCCCUAGAAACCCUGUGAACUCUCACGUGCUGUAGCAAGCACAGUGGCGAUAUCAUUCGCCUAAUAGCAAGCAAAUGAAGCGUCUCAUGCAUAUAGGUACGUCCAGUCCUUGAACAGGCUUUUAACAGUCAAUUCAAGUACGAUGGACAGGACUUACCCAAUCCAAUUUACUGACAGUGUCGCUGCGCUCCCUCCGACUGCCCCACGCAAUCAUGCUCAUAUGAUCAACUUGGCCAUCAAGAAAAUUCCCAAGAAUAUUAUGCUACAAGACGCUGUCGUCACAUUACUCCAUCAAACGUCAUCCAUGGCCCUCGAUAUGUUCCUCGCUAAUACAAAAGCAUUUCAUGUGGGAUACAUACCCAAGAGCAAUAAUAGUGAUGACUGUCUCGUCAUCAUGAGAAGAGGUGACAAGGUACUAGUUGGCCAGUAUUCCAAACACAAGACCUCAGCCUUACCAGCACUUGAAUUUCAAAAUCUUAUACGCUACUCCAUCGCCUCAGAUGGCGCCUGGACAAUCACAGACGCUACGUACAACGAUUAUUUUCGUCCAAGCUGGGAAGACGUUUGGGCGGGAAGGACAGUUGACAUUGGUCCUGGAGAUAUCAAUGGCAAGACUACAGAUGAGGAUCUGUUUAUGAGGGAUCUUUUGGCUUUGCAGGCUGCGCACCACAUCUUGUCGCGCAAGUUCUGGGACGACAAGACAUUCAUCUACUCGGCCGUGUUUUAGGUGAUCUUUGAAAUUGGCUAUCUUGUUGUAGCUAUUGGAUGUUUUGCCACAUCUCGACUUCGGAGUUGGAAGGGUACUGUGUAAUACAAAGUUCUCGAGGAUAAACGUCGGUCUGAUGCUGUGCUGAAAACUCUUACUUCGCA
This is a messenger RNA of Alternaria alternata, 873 nucleotides long. RefSeq lists its product as hypothetical. The record is from RefSeq and is a predicted model, not a curated record. The transcript is spliced from 2 exons. NCBI's taxonomy places the organism in Eukaryota, Fungi, Ascomycota, Dothideomycetes, Pleosporales, Pleosporaceae. The coding region runs from base 146 to 730 and encodes 194 amino acids.